AUGACGCAUAAUCUCGCGCAGUGUCGAAUCGUUAUCAAAGAGGCAGUCGAUGCUGGAGCGAAGGCACUCUUUCUUCCAGAAGCUAGCGAUUACAUUGGCGGAUCACCAGAAGAAAGUAUCUCCCUUUGCAAGCCGGCCGAUAAGUCGCCAUUCAUUUUGGGCCUGAGGGAAGAUGCAAAGAAGUACUCAUUGCCUAUUUCCGUGGGCGUUCAUGAACCUAGUGAUGAUCCAAAGAGCCAUCGUAUCAAGAACACUUUAAUCUGGAUCGAUGAGAAGGGGGAGAUAGCUCAUCGUUAUCAAAAGAUCCAUCUCUUUGAUCUGGAGAUCAAGAAUGGGCCCAUCAUGAAAGAAAGCAACACCACAGAGCCAGGGCGCGAGAUUCUCAAACCAUUCGACACUGCUGUCGGCAGGAUCGGCUCCAUGAUCUGCUUCGACUUGCGAUUCCCCGAGAUCGCACUCGCCCUCAAACGCCAACAAGCAGAUAUCCUGCUCUAUCCAUCAGCCUUUACUGUGCCAACGGGAAAGGCGCACUGGCUGCCGUUACUGCGAGCUCGCGCCAUUGAGUGCGAGUGCUAUGUGAUCGCAGCCGCGCAGGUGGGCAACCAUAAUGAGAAGCGAGUAAGCUAUGGACAUAGCAUUGUCAUUGAUCCAUGGGGCGAGGUUUUGGGCGAGCUUGGCGGCGAGAAGAAGGACGAGCCUGAGUUCAUUCUCACGGAGAUUGACUUUGAGAAGCUUGACAAGAUCAGGACGCAGAUGCCUCUUUUGAGACGAACGGACGUCUACCCAGAGGUCUGA
Molecule: messenger RNA, 795 nt
Organism: Zasmidium cellare ATCC 36951
Lineage: Eukaryota; Fungi; Ascomycota; Dothideomycetes; Mycosphaerellales; Mycosphaerellaceae
Exons: 4
Coding region: 1-795 (264 amino acids)
Molecular function (GO): hydrolase activity, acting on carbon-nitrogen (but not peptide) bonds, in linear amides
Source: RefSeq, a predicted model, not a curated record